UUGUAGAGGAUGUCAUUGGCUGUCUGCUGGACAACUGUCUUUCCCGUCUAGAAACAUUUCUGAAUUUAAAAACACAUUUUAACUGGUCUUAUGAAACGGAAAAAAAUCUGCGUCUUCACAAACAAUAAACCAAAGCUUCCGAUAAUAAACAUUUGAAAUAUAACCUACCUCUAUGUUUAUUUAUUUGCUAUUUAAUUUACCUUUUAUUUAUAGCGCUUGUCCGAUUGCAGUUUUCGGCUUCAGUGGCACCAAAACAACUCUUGUACCGUAAAACACCAUGUGUGGUUUGGACUUUAUUUUAUAUUGAAGCGCGUAUUUCCAUGUGUGCGCUUACUUGGUGUGUGCGCUUACUUAGUGUGUGUGCUUAUGUGUGUGCUUACUUGGUGUGUGCGCUUACUUGGUGUGUGUGUGCGUGUGAAGAGGGUUUGCGCUUUUACGGUUGCGGUGCCUGGAUGAGCAUCGAGGGGCUGGGAUCCUGCAGCCGAAGCAUCGCGAUGCUACGAGAGUUGCGAGACGCUGUUAGGGGAGCACGCUGGUGAGAAGCGCACACACUGAGGAGCUGCUGACACCAUGGAUGGAUGCACUGUUUAAACGACUGUUAGGCUCGUGAAAGGCGCAUCCUGACACCAUGGUUCUGACCGCGCUGACCCAGUUUAGCUGCAAGGUGAAUGUUGAUGACACCGUUGAAAUGUUACCAAAAUCAAGAAGAGCUCUCACCAUUCAAGAGAUUGCUGCUCUAGCGCGAUCUUCUCUGCAUGGUAUUUCACAGGUGGUCAAGGACCAUGUGACGAAGCCUACAGCCAUGGCUCAGGGCAGAGUAGCCCAUCUGAUAGAGUGGAAGGGAUGGUGCAAGCCCAUGGACACUCCGGCAGCUCUGGAGUCAGACUUCAACUCUUAUUCUGAUCUCACUGAGGGAGAGCAAGAGGCACGCUUUGCAGCUGGCGUGGCAGAGCAGUUUGCCAUCGCCGAGGCUAAACUGAGGGCCUGGUCCUCUGUGGACGGCGACGAGUCCAAUGAUGACUCAUACGAUGAAGACUUUCUGCCUGCCAGCGAGCCCACCACACAGAGCACAGAACUGUCAUCUUAUCCGCCGUACUUGAAGGACCUGAUCCACAGCCAGCUUUGCCAGCACCUGGGCAUGCGAAGGCCCUGUUCUGAGAGCGGAGGAGGGAUCGGCGAGGGGGCUGGCAGCAGAGAGCCCUCCCCCACGGCGGGGUCUCCGGACACGCUCUGCUCCAGCCUCUGCAGCCUAGAUGAGCAACACCCGCUGCUCCGCGAUCUGAGGACUCAUUGUGGUAAUCAUGCCCAAAACAACGCAGCUGAACUUGCUGCAAAGAUCUUGUCUGCGCUGCACGGAGGGGAGGAGCUGCUGGCCCAACUUCAGAGGGUGGGACAUAGUGGGCCUGGUGGGGGAGACUGUGGCUUUCACAGCUUGAGUGGGGGCGGCCGGGGUAGCAGGUCCUACAGAGGUCAGGAUUCUCCUUGCUACUCCAUGUCUUACUCUGAAACGUAUCUGUCACCGGGUGAGGAUGAUGACACCCCCUGCAAGGACUAUGAAGGCACUGUGUGCCAGGAGGAGGUGGAGGGCCAGGGGGUGGAGUACCCUCCUGACUACGACCCAUACAGGAGGGUGUCCGACGUGGCCUCCUCAGGGGUUGUCUCCCUUGACGAGGAAGAGGAAGAGGAGGAGCUGGAGGAGAGAGCAGAAGAGCCGAACAACCAAUGACUCCUUUUUUUUUCUCAUCUCAGUAUUUGGGGAGGGGCUUCUUCAUUGUCAGUGACAACAUCCCCUCUUUUUCACGGUGUCUGGACAAUUUGAACCUUUUGAAUGAUGCGUAAAUCAUCUGUCCUUGCCUUACACUCGCAGCAACUCAGCUCUCCUCUCCAUCCGUUAAGUGCUUUGUCUCCAUUCCACGUAUGAAAUUUUUUUUGUUUUGAAGGCGUCCAAACAAUCCUUUUUCAUCAGUGUGAGAACAGUGAUGGCUGGACUAGGCACGGUCAGUCCAGGGACUAACUCUCGGGUAUGAUGCCCACAGUUUUUCGGCUGUGUUUCCUUCGGUGCGGUGAAAGGACUCUGCUCCAGUCAGACGGAUUGACCAAGAGUCCAAACCUCUGACUUAUAUCUGCAUGUUUUUUUGCAAGCGCUGAAAUCAAUGGGCUGACCUGGGCUUGAGCACGUUUUUGUAAUCUCAGCUGUGCUGUAUCACCCCUGCCCCUCUCUCCCUGUCUCGUGAGUGAGCAGGCUGACACUGCAUCCUGGCACCUGUCCUCACCCCAUCCCUCAUCUCCUAACCUUUUUCCCCCAUUCUUUGCAAGAGACUGAAUAGCAUCCUUCUGGGCAUGGCUUGCUGAGUAUGCCAAACUAUUUAACCCUGUCACUGUCAAUUAUGAGCAAAUGCUGGAAUGUCUUCAAAGUGACAGGAAAUGAUAUGUAUUAAAAAAAAAAUCAUGUGUUCCAAAUGAUAUGACCGAAAUGAUAUGCUUUGGAUGUACUAGUUUUCUAUCAGUCAUGUUGUUGUUCAUGUCACCAUCAUGAUGGACAGUUGGCAUAUUGAUGAACAGCCGCUCGGUGUUCCCCGGUGUUUUCUGUGGAGGAAACCUGACCUUUGCUCUUGAAAAAUAAAAACUCGCAGCAGGGACACAGGAAACACAGAGAGAGUUCCUGAAGUGGCGCCUCAACAACAGAUGUUUGGCAACAAGCGACAGAAACCUAUUUUCCUGUGCAGAGAUAGGUUGCAUUUGGAGAUUUUUCUAUAUUUUUGUAUGCGUUGUCUUGCUUUGAUCUCCUUGCCUAUGCGGCGUGCCAGUGUAUGUGGUCUUUGCACGAAGCUAAUGUGGCUGUAGAUUUCUCCUGUUCUUUGUUAUCACUGUGUGAUAUAGUCUACUGGGAAAAAAACAACAAAAAAACAAUACAAAUGUGAAAUGUUCCUUUUUUUCCAAAAGAGGAUACUGUGAUAUGGUUUUUUGCCAUUUAUCAUUAUCCUUAUGAAGAGCUUGUUUUUUGUUUAUUUAAUAACUUCUAAAUACUCAUAUUUUCUUCUCAUGUUGACUCUUGAAAAGCUUUGCCUUUUUAUUCUGUACUCUCCCUUUCUAUGAUGCUUGCAAAAAGGCAUGUAAUGUGACACGUUAAGAGCCUACUUCGUCCUCUCCAUGUUGAUGUACCUGAGAGAAAAUGUCUUUCAUACAACUCAGGAAAUCCCAUUGAACCAGAGCAUGGAUGCAUUCAUUCCCACAUGCACAUAGGCAUGGGUUGGUUCAUGGUACCAAAAAGUUACACUUUCAAACCAGCUAAAAGUUUCUGUCAUACUUCUUUUAAAGUUUAAAAUGAGUUACCAGGAUCAGGAUUCUAAGGUUUUAAAAGAGCUACACUUUCAAAGUUAGCUGAUUUUCCCUUUAUAUUUUCCCCAGGGAGCAACAAAGGUUGAAGAUAAACGUAGACCUCAUUUAGACAUUUCAAGCUUUUAAUAGGCCUGAUUUGAUAUAUUUCAUAUUUAAAUUAGGAAUAAAGCCUAAUUUACAGAUACUCUAAGCUUAAAAUUUGAUUAAAAAAAUCUGUGAGGUCCACAACAAAAAAUUUAACAAAUCAUAUAAAAUGCCAAAAAACAUUCAACAGCAUUCAUUUGCUUCAAUCUUUAUAAAAGUUAUCCAUUUAUAAACUGAGGUUUUGGAGUAUUAAUGUGCAACAAUGUGAUUUGAGUUGCUGGUUCAAAUCCCACUCCCUUUCUUUCAGUCAUUGUUGCCCACUUGUGGCUGUCAGAGGAGCCGGUGGUAGCUCUGGCUACAAUGUAGCUCACUACCAUGUUAUAGUAUAGCGAGUUAGCAGAACUAAUAUUUAUGAAUAGUGCUUUAGGGUCAAUGGAACUAAUUUUAGUUAGUGCUAGCCACCAAUGAUGGCAUGAAAACAUAAUUUAACAUGAUUUAAAAUAUGAUAAAUGUUUGUGCUCUUGUAUCAAAAUGAAGUAGUAAUAUUAACUAUACUAACAUUAUUAUUUUACCAUUUGUAGAAAUAGACUGUUGCUUUUUUAUUUCAAUCACAGUAGUUCUAUCUUGCUUUAUUUGUAUAAAUCCUUUUUCUUAAACAUCAUGACACUGUGAAACUAAGGUUAUCAUUUGAGAACCUGCUACCAGCCCAUGCCUAAAUGUACAAGCACCAGUCCUUUCUCACCCUCACCCUGCAUGUGUGCACAUGUUCAAGAGAAACCCUUGAACAUGUUUCAAGGCUUUCUCUUGAAAAUGGUCUCUGAGCAUUUUGUGAGUCAUCAUUUUCUAUAGUACAACAUAAUUCAAGCACAGACUUGAUCCCCACUUCUAUGCUUUUUGUUCAAAUAAGCCUCAAUGUGUAUGUUUGUAUUUUGAGAUUUUGUGAAAUUGUGUGUCCGACUGUGUCUCGUAAGAUGUCAGCAAGUGCUCCCAGCUUGCACAGUCAAUUAAUCCCCUCCAAUGCAGCAAUUCCCUUUAAAACAAUGUUUUGAGGUAGGUCAUCUCCUGUUUGAGGCUUAACUUUUUCUGGCUUCGAUGGAUUAAACUAAAACUAAGGUUUGACAUUACCUCAUUUCCAGAAAACAGCAAAUGCUAGUAUUAAGAGUUAGGCAAAACCGUGAAAACUCAGGGGGAACCAUUGAAGCUGUGCCUUUCAUACAUCACCUUUGACCUCUCAAACUACAUCCUCUCGUACUCCUUGGUGUCUCUAAGACCAAAGUUCAACUCCCAUCCUCUCAAACAGGGACCACAGUCGUGUGUACCCCUUAGACAGAGGCGUCAGGAAAUCCUGUUGUAUCUCCUGCAGUGAUGAGAGCUUGCAGAGGGCCGAUCUGCGUCACUGUCCUUUUGCUUGACAUUAAAAGCCGGGCAACGCUGGCGAAGCGAGGUUGUGCUUUUGUCCAAGCGCGAUGACGCGACCGUCCCAUUGUUUCACAACCUUCUCCUUUUUUCUCCCCUGUUUAUCAGCUCACUCUGAGCAUCUCGUGUGCAUGUCUUUUCUCUGCAUGUCUAUCAGAAUGUCCUUGCGGCUUCUCCAAAUAAAGACAGGCACAUUGGACUUUCUCUGAUUCUCACAUCUACAUGUAUGUGCAAUGAAUCUUAUACUUCUGAGAACUGUGACUCUGUUCAUUCAUCACCAAGAGAACAGUUUGUCCUCACAUGGACAGAAUCAGAAGAUGUGCCGUUGAUACACCAGACAGCCUGAUGAAUGUGUUUCCUUUCCAUCCUUCCAUCACCAUCCUGUCAUUUCCUUCUUCCAUCCCGACUUUCUUUGUUUCUGUCUUUUGCUCCCGCUCUUCUUUUGUCUGUCAAUUGCUCCUUCCUUCCCCACAGGGAGGCUUAUGACGUAAAUAGGUGGGCGUCUUAGUGCUACCUUUGCCGAAAGGCAAUUAGCCUGCAAUUACAAAAACAACUGAACUUCAGGAGACGUGUAUCUGUCUCUCUCUUCUUUCCGUUGUUUUUUGUUCUCCUUUUUCCCCUUCAAUCCAUCUGCUCUCUCCUUUCCCUGCUUUGUCCCUAGAUCCUCAUCACCAGCACAAGUUUCUAAGCGGCAGCUUUUGAGGUCAGCUGUCCCAGAAAACUCCACACCAACUUUUGUUUUCGUACUUGUCUCUCUGUAUAAAAAAAUGUCUGAGAUUUUGUGGCCCAGAACAACAAGAAACCCUUGAUUCUCUUCAUUGAGACACACGUCGUUCUAUCCCAACAUGUUCCAUCUUGUUUGUGAGUGUCCCUGGGCAAUUAGUUUUAGCUUGUUGCUUCAGGCAAGCAGUGACAUUGGAUACUUAUCAGAGAGAAGUGCUCCAGAUUCACUAUAUGUGUGACUGUUUGUGUGUGACAUCAGCCGAGGGAACCAGUGCUAUAAAAAUACAUCAAAACAUCUGUCAAACACUGCGAAGCAGGAGGCCGGCAUAAAUAUUCACAUGGUAGUAGUGUCCCCAUCACCUUGUAACCUACUUACCAUUUCAGAACAAAGCAGAUGGGUCGGGGGACCGCUCAUCUCACACCCUAUCAGCGAUUAUUGGGUCAAAGCUGGCCAACACAACCAGGCGUGAGAACAAAGUGCAACAGGAAGUGAAUGAGGGAUAUACAUGGUCUGUGUUUGACCCACAUCAGGCUGAAAUGUACAAAAAUAACACUUACAGUAGAAAAGGCCAAGAGACUUAAGAGAGCAAAGCCAUAUAGAGUCCCCUAACAGAGAGGGCAAGAUGGGCACUAACAGGGUAAAUGGAGAGAUGACCUUAGAAUAUCGUAGUUUUUCACUCUACAAGGGAUUUAUUUCACCAUCUGCAUCAGUCAAACACAUCUCCUUACCCCUCACCUCUGUCCAAUUGUCAGUCUCUUUUCUUCUUUCUUUUAAUACCUUUCUUCCUGUUUUGGCUGAAUGUAAUUAUACAAAUAUUGCCACCUUGGAUUGAAAAAUAAAUAUAUUUGUUUGCUGCAUCUGAUAUUAUUUCAAAAAUAAAGAAAAUAUUGUUAUUGUUCUUUGCAAUA
Messenger RNA from Poeciliopsis prolifica (blackstripe livebearer), 6471 nucleotides. RefSeq names its product family with sequence similarity 131 member Ab (gene fam131ab). Bases 629 to 1726 code for a protein of 365 amino acids. The transcript has 5 exons. Lineage: Eukaryota; Metazoa; Chordata; Actinopteri; Cyprinodontiformes; Poeciliidae. The record is from RefSeq and is a predicted model, not a curated record.